AUGGAUCCUACAAUGGCUGAGAGUAUUGCGCUUAAAGCCGAACUCGAUCGUGUCAAGGAAGCAACAGAAGUGGAUGAAGAGUAUGUGAGGGAUUUGGAGGAGAGGGUGAUUGAGUUCGUUACAAAAAACAGAAGGAUUAUAAGUAUGCAAUACAUGGAAGAGCUUGCACAUCUAAAAAUGGUGAAAUUAAUCGACGCUCAGCUCAAACUAGUAAAUGACCGUAUCGCGGAGAAGAAGGAAGCUUCCUUAUCUCAAUCGAUGCACUUGGGGGACAACGAUAAGAAGAAUUAG
Molecule: messenger RNA, 291 nt
Organism: Arabis nemorensis
Lineage: Eukaryota; Viridiplantae; Streptophyta; Magnoliopsida; Brassicales; Brassicaceae
Source: the annotation of a GenBank genome assembly